CCGGUCACUGUCAUUGCAGAGCUCAACUCGGGUCAUAAAGGAGCAGCAGCUGGUCGAUGAAGACCCCAGCCCUGCCUUCUUCACUGAGGGGCAGCUGGGUCAUAGUUCCGAGGGCCAGCACAGGCCCAAAGUGCAUUUUGCCAGCUGUGGUUCUGGAGAACCAGGGCCCUCGAGUGGACGGAGAUGGACUCCUGCCCAGAAGCCGACAAGGUUCUGCAGCCCUCCAACUUGGAAUCAAAGGCAGAAAAGAGUUUUAAGCUCCAUCCUAGAUCCAAUUUUCAGCCCCUGCCUGCAGGCGCCCAGGGUCCCCAGGAGGUUCCCCGCAUGUGCCUACAUGCGGCCAAAUGGCCACGGGAAUCACUCCUGGCCAGAGUCCCUGGAGCCCGAGGAGGCAGAGCCCAAGGCACCGGCCCAGGAGGCAGAGGAGGCUCCUGCAGAAACACCUGAAGUCCAGACAGAGGCGUCUGACGAGGAGUCGGAUGAAGAGCUGGAGGCGUGGGCACCUCCAGAGCUCCUGCCACCUCCAUCAGCCUCUCCGGUGGCAGCUGUGGAGCCGGGGCCGGCCUGGGAGGCACCUGCAGACAUGACUGAGGCCCCACCACCCCUGGAUGAGGAGCCCUCCCUGGAACCUGCCCAGGGUCCUGCCUCAGAGGAGGAGCUGCCUCCUGAAACCCCAGCAGCGCCAGCUCCAGAGCCGCAGGCUGACACUGCUCGCCGUCUCCCCUCAGAAAAACUGGUGCUACCUCCCCUCGUUGACCUUUUCCUUCUAUUUUCCUUCCUUUUUAUGUUUCACUUUUCUUCAUGGGGUUAUUCAAUUGUUUAUUUUUUAAAUUUUAUUAUUUGGGGUAUUUUAGGGUCUUUUUUUCUCUCUCUAUUCUUCUUUCUUUUAUGCUUUGUUUCUCUCUGGAGUGAUUGA
This is a messenger RNA of Eptesicus fuscus (big brown bat), 916 nucleotides long. Its product is annotated as fibrous sheath CABYR-binding protein-like. Bases 335 to 916 code for a protein of 193 amino acids. The transcript has 2 exons. The record is from RefSeq and is a predicted model, not a curated record. NCBI's taxonomy places the organism in Eukaryota, Metazoa, Chordata, Mammalia, Chiroptera, Vespertilionidae.